UCUCAAUCCCAGUUAAAAUGAGCGGGUCUCAAGCGCGACUCCAUCAGGCCGCAGGAGCGGGUGCAGUCAGUGGCGGCGGCGGCGGCGGCGGAGGUGCCGGCGGUGCCCAGGGGGAGGUCUCUGCCGAGAUGCCGGCCACCGAGAAGGACCUGGCGGAGGACGCGCCCUGGAAGAAAAUCCAGCAGAACACCUUCACGCGCUGGUGCAACGAGCACCUGAAAUGCGUCAACAAGCGCAUCGCCAACUUGCAGACGGAUCUGGGCGACGGGCUGCGCCUCAUCGCCCUGCUCGAGGUGCUGAGCCAGAAGAAGAUGGGGCGCAAGUACAACGCGCGCCCCACCUUCCGCCAGAUGCAGCUGGAGAACGUGUCGGUGGCGCUGGAGUUCCUGGAGCGAGAGAGCAUCAAGCUGGUCUCUAUCGACAGUAAAGCUAUUGUGGAUGGGAACCUGAAGCUGAUUCUGGGCCUGAUUUGGACUUUGAUCCUGCAUUACUCCAUCUCCAUGCCCAUGUGGGAUGAGGAAGAUGAUGAAGAAGUCAAGAAACAAACUCCCAAGCAGAGAUUGCUAGGCUGGAUCCAAAACAAACUUCCCCAAUUGCCCAUCACAAAUUUCAGCAGGGAUUGGCAGAGUGGGCGGGCUCUUGGAGCUCUGGUUGACAGCUGUGCCCCAGGCUUGUGCCCUGACUGGGAUUCGUGGGAUGCUAGCAAACCUGUCAACAAUGCUCGUGAAGCUAUGCAGCAAGCUGAUGAUUGGCUGGGCAUCCCACAGGUGAUCACUCCAGAAGAAAUUGUAGAUCCCAACGUGGAUGAGCACUCGGUGAUGACAUACCUCUCUCAGUUCCCGAAAGCCAAGCUAAAGCCAGGGGCUCCUCUCAGGCCAAAGCUCAAUCCCAAGAAAGCCAGAGCUUACGGGCCAGGUAUUGAACCCAUGGGUAACAUGGUGAAGAAGAAGGCCGAGUUCACAGUAGAAACCAUCAGUGCUGGUCUUGGAGAGGUGCUGGUUUAUGUAGAAGAUCCAGCUGGCCAUCGUGAAGAAGUAACGGUCUUGUUUGCUGGCCAGCACAUCGCCAAGAGCCCUUUCGAGGUGAAUGUGGACAAAUCCCACGGUGAUGCCAGCAAGGUCACUGCUCAAGGCCCUGGCCUCGAACCCACAGGCAACAUAGCCAACAAGACUACCUACUUUGAGAUCUUCACCGCUGGUGCUGGGGUUGGAGAACUUGAGGUGAUCAUCCAAGAUCCCACUGGCAAGAAAGGAACAGUUGAGCAGCAAUUGGAAGACAAAGGAAAUAGCACCUAUCGCUGCUCCUACAAGCCCACUUUGGAGGGCACUUACACCAUCUACAUUACCUUUGGCGGGAUUCCCAUCCCUCGCAGCCCAUACACGGUCACUGUGGGACAAGCAUGCAACCCCAGUGCUUGCCGAGCGGUGGGUCGAGGCCUGCAACCCAAGGGGGUCCGAGUAAAAGAGACUGCAGACUUCAAGGUGUACACCAAGGGCGCUGGCAGCGGGGAGCUCAAGGUGACAAUCAAAGGCCCAAGCUUCUCAGUGGAGGGUCCCUCACAGGCAAAGAUCGAGUGUGAUGACAAGGGGGAUGGCUCCUGCGAUGUGCGCUACUGGCCCCAGGAGCCAGGGGAAUAUGCAGUCCAUGUGCUCUGCAACAAUGAAGACAUCAAACUCAGCCCCUUCAUGGCGGAAAUCAAGGCUGCUCCCAAGGACUUCUACCCUGAGAAGGUAAAAGCACAUGGACCAGGCCUAGAGAAGACUGGUGUUGCAAUCAACAAGCCCGCAGAGUUCACAGUUGAUGCGAGGAGUGGCGGAAAGGCACCUCUCAAGGUGCAAGUACAGGUAAACAUUGGAGCUGGCAGCCAUCCCAACAAAGUGAAAGUCUAUGGCCCUGGUGUGGCGAAGACAGGCUUAAAGGCUCACGAACCGACCUACUUCACAGUGGACUGCACGGAAGCUGGGCAGGGUGAUGUGAGCAUUGGCAUCAAGUGUGCCCCUGGUGUGGUGGGUCCGGCUGAGGCUGACAUCGAUUUUGACAUUAUUCGGAAUGAUAAUGACACCUUCACAGUCAAGUAUACCCCCCGGGGUGCUGGAAGCUACACAAUCAUGGUGCUGUUUGCUGACCAGGCCACCCCUACCAGCCCCAUCAGAAUCAAAGUGGAACCCUCGCACGAUGCCAGCAAAGUCAAAGCUGAGGGACCUGGCCUCAACAGGACUGGUGUAGAGAUGGGGAAGCCAACUCACUUCACAGUUAACACUAAACCAGCUGGCAAGGCCAAGCUGGAUGUGCAGUUCACAGGCCCAGCCAAGGGAGACGCCGUAAGAGACUCCGAAGUAAUUGAUCACCACGAUAACACCUAUACCGUCAGAUACACCCCUGUGCAGCAGGGUAACCUUGGAGUAAAUGUAACAUACGGGGGAGACCACAUCCCCAAAAGUCCUUUCAACGUGGGAAUAACUCCUACCCUGGACCUCAGCAAGAUCAAGAUCUCUGGGCUUGGAGACAAAGUGGAAGUGGGCAAAGACCAGGAGUUCACCGUUAAAUCCAAAGGCGCUGGAGGCCAAGGCAAGGUGGCUGCCAAAAUCGUAGGCCCAUCCAGUAAGCCUGUGCCUUGCAAGGUAGAGCCAGGCUUGAGCUCAGACAACAGUGUGGUGAAGUUCAUUCCAAGAGAAGAAGGACCCUACGAAGUGGAUGUCACCUACGAUGGUGUCCCUGUCCCGGGCAGUCCCUUCCCUGUGGAGGCUGUACCUCCCACCAAUCCAUCCAAGGUUUUACACAAUACGGAUUACAAAUAUUUCGUUAGUUUGCAGGUUUAA
Molecule: messenger RNA, 2819 nt
Organism: Thamnophis sirtalis
Lineage: Eukaryota; Metazoa; Chordata; Lepidosauria; Squamata; Natricidae
Source: RefSeq, a predicted model, not a curated record